Messenger RNA from Colletotrichum godetiae, 423 nucleotides. RefSeq lists its product as uncharacterized. The record is from RefSeq and is a predicted model, not a curated record. NCBI's taxonomy places the organism in Eukaryota, Fungi, Ascomycota, Sordariomycetes, Glomerellales, Glomerellaceae. Bases 103 to 333 code for a protein of 76 amino acids. The transcript has a single exon.
ACACGAGUAGUGGUGGAUGCGGAUGGCUUCGUCACUGGGGCAUCUGCAAAGGGGAUUUAGGAAGUUGUUCUAGCGACGCAAUAUCGUCUUGGUAUUUCCCUCAUGUUGAGGUCUCGUGCAAAGUUGAAACGGGUGCCCUUUCCAUCUAUCUUGGAGAUGCCAGGCACAAACAGUAGUGUUCCUACACACUUUCAAACAAACACUUAUACAAACAAUUCCAACAAGAAACCGUCCAACCGGGCUUUUUUGUGGUAUCCAUCCGAAAACUCCCAAUAUCUUUCAACAACGCCUGGCCACCCGAGGAAUCCCAAAUCCCUCUCACGAAUAAAAUAGUAAUAACGAUAAAAACGUAACCCAUCUGGAAUGCCCAGCCAAAAGCUGUUGUCCAUCCUUCCAUCAUCCUGUUCCGGAUUUGCUCAACAU